This is a messenger RNA of Wasmannia auropunctata (little fire ant), 2462 nucleotides long. Its product is annotated as inositol polyphosphate 5-phosphatase K-like. Lineage: Eukaryota; Metazoa; Arthropoda; Insecta; Hymenoptera; Formicidae. Gene Ontology annotation, molecular function: phosphatidylinositol-4,5-bisphosphate 5-phosphatase activity. The record is from RefSeq and is a predicted model, not a curated record. Gene Ontology annotation, cellular component: cytoplasm; plasma membrane; ruffle. The coding region runs from base 327 to 1700 and encodes 457 amino acids. Gene Ontology annotation, biological process: phosphatidylinositol dephosphorylation. The transcript is spliced from 8 exons.
GCCGUCUUCCCCCAACUGCCUCCAGUGCACUUGUCAACAACAUGGUUCCGUAGACGAGGCAUCGUGCGUACCGAAUCGCGUGACCAGAUGUUGCUCGCGGCAACAAACACGACGUGUCUCGCUGGCGGUGCGACGGUACCCUCGCGGUCGGCAUAGCCGCGGAUGAAAGUACGACGAUGCACACGAGUUCCUAACCUGGCGAUGAGCUCCCCAUCGCUGUGCGGAGUCAUCGCGACGUGAAUCCGUUCCCUUAGCUAGCUACGCGAAUUACGUAAAUUCCUCGUAAAAUCACCUUGCCCCUCCUCGUGUCGUGGAGAACCUCCGAAAUGGCGUGUCCAGUGGAACGGCUGAGAAUUUACUUCGUCACGUACAACGUGGCCACGAAGUUCCCGGAUCCCAGGCAGGAUCUUCAUCAGCUCCUGGGCAUCGCACCCCACGACGAAUCACAGUCAUGGCCAGAUUUAUAUUUCGUUGGUUUACAGGAAGUUAAAUCACAACCACAGAAUAUAGUGUUAGACUAUAUACUAUUCGAGGAUCCGUGGACUAAAGCCUUCAGAGACGUCCUGAAGAAGUAUGAUUAUGUAAAAAUACGUUCGCAACGAUUACAAGGUCUCGUUCUGAAUGCUUUCUGUCUGAGGAAACACUUGACGCAUUUAAGAUUGAUAGAGGCUCAGUACACCAAGACAGGUCUCGGUGGCAUGUGGGUAAGAAGACAGUGUAACAACGGCAAUCCUUCCUGUUCGACUAACGUCGUUUAUCCUCAGGGGAACAAGGGUGCAGUGAGCGUAAGAAUGAAUGCCUACGGAGUCAGCGUUUGCGUGGUGAACACGCAUUUGACUCCUCAUGACCACUUGUUAGCCAAUAGAAUAGCAGAUUAUAAUACCAUCGUGACAGAUCAUGCUUUCACUGCUUCGUUCACAUCGAGAAUAUUAUAUCACGAUUAUAUAUUUUGGAUCGGUGACUUAAACUUUCGACUGAACGGAGAAGAAUUAACUGCCGCCGAUAUAGAUUUACUGGUGAAGAAGAAUCAAUUGAACGAACUACUCGAAAGAGACCAGUUGAUGAUGGUAAUGAAGGAGCAACAAGCAUUCGCUGAACUAAAUGAAAGUAGUAUCACAUUCCCGCCUACUUACAAAUACGAGUUCGAGUCCCUGGAAUUUGAUCUCAAGCGUAGACCAUCUUGGACCGACAGGAUUUUAUAUAAAGUAAAUGCAGCAGAUAUAUACGAAGACAUAGAAAUUCACAUUGAGCAGCAUUCUUACAAGAGUCAUCCGAAUUACAGUGUUUCGGACCACAAACCUGUAACUGGAGAGUUCGAUAUUGUGGUCAGACCUAAUGUCAAAGAUCACAUUGUGGAAUUCCAAGACUGUACCGUGGAGGAAAAUUUUAUAUCUUACAAACUGCAGAGAGAUUUCAUUCCAAGCAGCGGGGACUGGAUAGGUCUCUUUCUUAACGAAUUCUCCAGUUUAGAUGACUAUAUCAUUUACGAAUACGUUAGUCGCGGUAAACCAACGUCAGUUUCUGACGAACCUCACGCAAACACGGAACGAAUAUCAUACAAUGACUCGGCACUUCGUCUGUCGGAGAUGUACUGCUUGGUGUACGUAGCUCAACGAGGAGAUCUUAUGGAGAUUUUGGGCGUGAGCCCGGAAUUUUCGGGCCCUCGUAGAUCCGCCGAGCAAUGCGUUUUAUCUACAUAAAUUUUAUAUAGCGAAAAAUCAAUUCACUUAAAAGAACGCUUACGAUGUGAUCGAUAAUAGUUUUACCGAGAGGUUAGAUAGAUCAAGCUUCGUGCAAUUUUCUAGAUGGGCGAAUUUUUCGACUCGAUUCUUUUUUACGAUCUUAUUACCACAAUCUUUCACGGGGAAAUAAAGUUGUAGGGAUUGAAAUAGGUUCACUGCUCUAAGUUGUGUGAGUAGAAAAGUUAAGUGAUUCAAUACGGCCUUUAAUCAGUGGGUGCUUUUGGUACGGUGUGGUAAGUUUAUAAAUUAAAAACAUCGCCGAAAACGAUGUCUCGUGUUAAGAGUUAGUUGUUACUUUUGGUACCUGGUUUUUGCGCUCUCAGGGUGCGUCGCGGCACUGCCGCUUAGAAUGCGUCGCGGCGUUUUUAAUCGUCCGCUUUAGAGCUUGCAGUGGGUGCACCGUCACGGUUUCUCUACACGUGGAAGUUUCCCCGAUCCAUUAACGCCCAUUGUUAUUAGAGAAUAGGAUGGAAAUGUAAUUUUGUCCUGCCUACGUUAAUGGAUUAUGUACGAGUGCGCUCACGUUGUACAUCAUGAAUAUAUUUCCUUAGCAUAAUUUUUAGCGGAGAAUUUUAAUUCUAAUAAGAUACGCUCGCAAAAAAAUUCAUAUUUGUUAUAUAUAAUAUAUAUAUAUAUAGUGUGCCGUCAGAACAAAUUAAACGAUCAAAUGUACACUGUGGUUUUAAAGGGAAAUCAAGAAUAGAGAAUAUUAAUAUUUUU